Molecule: messenger RNA, 766 nt
Organism: Pollicipes pollicipes
Lineage: Eukaryota; Metazoa; Arthropoda; Thecostraca; Pollicipedomorpha; Pollicipedidae
Product: actin-related protein 2/3 complex subunit 4
Exons: 6
Coding region: 224-730 (168 amino acids)
Biological process (GO): actin filament polymerization; Arp2/3 complex-mediated actin nucleation
Cellular component (GO): Arp2/3 protein complex; actin cytoskeleton
Molecular function (GO): actin filament binding
Source: RefSeq, a predicted model, not a curated record
ACUGCAGAUUUCAUACAAUGCAUCAUUCCGGCAGGCGUUACGUGGUGGCCUUUUGAGACUACGAAUUUUCAGUGCGGUUAAAGUUCCAGACUAAAAUAUUUAGACGGGUUGACCAAAUUGCUUCACCGGUUUUGCACAAUAUAGACUUGGUAUCAAUCUUUGACCAUUCACUAAGGUUUUCCAAGUGACUUGAAUAAGCAAUAUCAGGAAAACCCACCAUAAAAUGGCGGCCACCCUGAAGCCCUAUCUGACGGCUGUGCGUCACACUCUGACGGCGGCCAUGUGUCUGGAGGACUUCUCCUCACAGGUGGUGGAGCGGCACAACAAGCCGGAGGUGGAAGUCAGGACUAGCAAGGAGCUGCUGCUCACGCCCGUCAUCAUCAGCCGCAACGAGAAGGAGCGCGUGCUGAUCGAGGCGUCCAUCAACUCGAUCCGCGUCAGCAUCGCCAUCAAGCAGGCGGACGAAAUCGAGAAAAUCCUCUGCCACAAGUUCAUGCGCUUCAUGAUGAUGCGCGCCGAGAACUUCGUCAUUCUGCGGCGGAAGCCGGUGCAGGGCUAUGACAUCAGCUUCCUGAUCACGAACCAUCAUACGGAGGCGAUGUACAAACAUAAGCUGGUGGACUUCGUCAUCACGUUCAUGGAGGAGAUCGACAAGGAGAUCAGCGAGAUGAAGCUGGCGGUAAACGCGCGCGCCAGGAUAUGCGCCGAGGAGUUUCUCAAACGGUUCUAGCCGCCGGGCGGCGCCGGGCUGACGGACGGCUGGUCC